AUGACAGAAUGGAACUCACCAUGCCAAGCCAAAAGGUGCAAGAAUAAAGUGAGACGGUACCUUGACAAAGGUGAUGCACGCUCGACUGGCAACAUGCGGAAGCAUGUGCGUUCGUGCUGGGGUGAUGAAGUGUUGAAAGCCGCUGAUCAGGCCAAGGAUGCCAAUGAGCGCAAAGGGAAAGGGAAAGUGACAUACUCGCAUCAUCAACAUACGCGCGCAGAAACAAGGCCAGAAUACCACAUACCUUCCCCAUCCACUGUUUCGUGUGAUGUGUGGCAAGUCUUUGUGCGAACUCAACGGCGUGUUGCUACAAUGCUACAGGAAUAUGAUGGUAAAGUAAAUUUUACCACUGACGGUUGGUCGUCGCCCAACCAUCGUGCGUUGGUUGCUUUUUCAGCGCAUUUCGAGCAUAAGGGGGAGCCGCUAAGCAUACCAUUAGACGUGGUUGAAGUCAGGAAGGUAAAGGCUUACCUAUCUAGUAGGUAG
Messenger RNA from Suillus paluster, 486 nucleotides. RefSeq lists its product as uncharacterized. The transcript has 5 exons. NCBI's taxonomy places the organism in Eukaryota, Fungi, Basidiomycota, Agaricomycetes, Boletales, Suillaceae. Bases 1 to 486 code for a protein of 161 amino acids. The record is from RefSeq and is a predicted model, not a curated record.